Molecule: messenger RNA, 2142 nt
Organism: Camelus dromedarius (Arabian camel)
Lineage: Eukaryota; Metazoa; Chordata; Mammalia; Artiodactyla; Camelidae
Gene: TPD52L2
Product: TPD52 like 2
Exons: 6
Coding region: 134-871 (245 amino acids)
Biological process (GO): carbohydrate metabolic process
Cellular component (GO): cytoplasm
Source: RefSeq, a predicted model, not a curated record
UGCCGCGGCGGCUGGAGGCGGUUCCGCUGUCUGGUGUGUACGCGGCGAGCGAUACCUGGUGCGGCCCGCUCGGCUCCCACAGCGCCCGCUACCCCGGCCUCGACGCCAGCUACGGCCUGGCCGCCGCCUGAACAUGGACUCCGCCGGCCAAGAUAUCAACCUGAACUCUCCCAACAAAGGUCUGCUCUCCGACUCCAUGACGGAUGUCCCUGUUGACACAGCAGUGGCUGCCCAGGCUCCUGCUGUUCAGGGUCUGACGGAGGCUGAGGAGGAGGAGCUAAGGGCCGAGCUUGCAAAGGUGGAGGAGGAAAUCGUCACCCUGCGCCAGGUGCUGGCGGCCAAGGAGAGGCACUGCGGGGAGCUGAGACGGAAGCUGGGCCUCUCCGCCCUGGAGGGCCUGAAGCAGAACCUGUCCAGGGGCUGGCACGACGUGCAGGUCUCCAGCGCCUAUGUGAAAACUUCUGAGAAACUUGGAGAGUGGAAUGAGAAAGUGACGCAGUCGGACCUCUACAAGAAGACUCAGGAAACUCUCUCUCAGGCGGGACAGAAGACGUCAGCUGCCCUGUCCACCAUGAGCUCUGCCAUCAGCAGGAAGCUCGGAGACAUGAGUCCAAGGUUGUCGGUGGCAGAGAGAAUGGCAGUGACAACCUUCCCUCCCCGUCUGGGAGUGGUGAAAAACCCCUGCCCGAUCACACGCCCUUCUAAGCCCAUAGAGGCUUUGCCCAGCCCCAGAACGAGCACACCCUCCUUGCCACAACUGCAGCUUCGCUCAGCGGGGCAGCCAGCCAAGCCGUGGCGAAUGGACAGAACCAGUUUUGAGGACAACCUCGCAUCCACAUGGGGACGUGGCCGCUGCGCUCACAUGGGUUAGAGAACACAUCUUGUAUACAGAUGCUUUCCACUGGGUCGGCAGGUGCAGCAGAUCACUGUGCCAUCCUGCCUUGGGGGCAGGAAGCAGGCAGGGUGGUGGGUCCCAGGGGGUCUAGAGCCAAAGCCCAGCCCUCUUUGGGAAUCUUGUUCGUUGACCAGCCUGCUGAAAGGGUGGUACAGGGAUGAGUGUAAAAUGCGUGGUGUUUGCUAACCCCUCCCUGAGUCUCAGGAGGAAGGGUCAUCCAGGAAGCCCUGCCUGCUCUGCAGUUUUAUUCAGAACGCUCAACAAGAAAACUGUCCGUUUUCUGAGACCUUCCAGAAGAGAAACUGAGCAUCAGCAGCUGCCUGAUUGUUACACUAACGAUCUAGCUUUAACAAAAGCAAAUUCUUUAUUUUUUAAAUGCAGUGGGUUUUUUCAAAAAUUAAACCUAAGCAAAGCAGCUUUAGCCUCAUAGUUAGAAAAUAUUAUUUCUCUGAACUCAAGCUGAAAUACACGCCUUACAUCGCCUUAUGCUUUAUCUGUUUAUGAUGUUUUAUACAAAUGAGGGUUCCAUCGUGGGUUUUGAGCACUCUAGAAUUCUGCACCCAGCCAAGUGGCAGCAUGCCUGUGCCAGUGGUGUGUUUGAUUUCACAAACGCGCUCCGUCCCUCUAUGAAACUCGCUUCUCUCUCCUCUCAGUGACCGUGGCACUUCCCGCUGGCCGAAGAGCUCGUGGGCUGGUGGGGCGGGGGCCGUGCUGCCCCUGUGUGGACCAGGCCUGGCUGGUGCAUCACUGGUCGGCAGCCCCAGUCGGCCUGUGGACUGCAUGCUGGGGCAUUGGGGUCGGCUGGGACUCUGCUGUCACCUUUUCUCAGGAGCUACAAAGAUCUCUUUCGCGUUUGAUGCUGCCAUGUUCCGGCAGCUUUUCCCUGGGCCCCAUGUCUGGUGUGUCCAGAGGGGCAGCUCCGUGCCUUACUGGCUCUCGGCAGGCAGAGACUUCGCCUGCAUCUGUGCACUCCAGGGGAGGAGCCGUCAGCUUAGUGUCCGCCUUGGUUGGCGGUGAUGUGCUCUCCGGUACCUGACUGCCUGCUAGUCACUUCAGACACCCUAGGUAGGGGGUGCAGUCCACGCUCGUGCCUUGGGAGGAACACCCACGUGUUCUUUCUCCAGGGUUGGAAUCUCUCAGACGUGGUGUGGUGAGGAGGCAGGGUGCGGGGUGAUAACUGAUUUAUCUUUUCCUUAAGUAAAUACUGGGUGAUUUGUCAAUAAAGCAUUCCUUUGGGGGAAAAUCCA